AUGUUUCGAAGCGCACCCGGAUUGAUUGCCCGCUCCAGCGCGCUGCGCACCCUCCCGCGCGCCGCGCCGCCUGCCCGUCGAUUCAUCAGCACAGCGCCCCCGGCGCAGAAGAGCCGGAGCUGGAAGAGCUUGGUGGCGCGGCUGGGUCUUGCCGGCACCAUCGUCUACUACUACAACACCACCGAUGUAUUCGCCGAGGAGCCAAGACAACGGGCGCCCGCCCUCCCCGCCACCGAAGUAGAGUCGGAGACGCUCCCCACCAUCGAGUCGAUCGCAGCCGAGCGCGCCCAGCGCAAGGCCGUCCAGCAGCAGCUCGAGGCCCAGCGCCAGAAGGAAGCCUCGGCCGCCGAAGAGGCUGCCCGCGCACAGCCCAGCAGCGCUGAGCCGCAGGAGGGCGGCAUCGAGGGCCUGGAGGCCGAGGCCGACCAGCAGGGCGCCUUCAACCCCGAGACGGGCGAGAUCAACUGGGAUUGCCCGUGUCUGGGCGGCAUGGCGACCGGGCCGUGUGGAGACGAGUUCAAGGCGGCCUUUAGCUGCUUCGUCUACAGCAAGGAGGAGCCCAAGGGCAUGGACUGCAUCGACAAGUUCAAGGACAUGCAGAACUGCUUCCGCCAGUACCCCGAGAUCUACGGCUCAGAAAUCGACACAGACGACGACGACGACAUGACCGCCGACGCCGCCGCCGACGUCUCCACCCCCUCCGACUCGACACCGCAGCCCGCGCUGUCUGGCGAGACCAACACCGACGCCCCGGCGCCCGUCAAGAAGGAGUCGAAGAGCAAGAGCGUGGCACCGUCCGGCCCCCACUCCGCCGACAAGGUCGCCGAGAACAGGCGCGAGCUGGGCCUUGUACCGGAGAACUACCGGCCCGAGGAGAAGGAAGUCAAGAAGCAGGAGCCCGUCAGCGAGAGCGAGAGUCUGGUGCCCAAGGCCGCACACGACGGCCGGUAG
Messenger RNA from Ascochyta rabiei, 951 nucleotides. RefSeq names its product Oxidoreductase. The record is from RefSeq and is a predicted model, not a curated record. NCBI's taxonomy places the organism in Eukaryota, Fungi, Ascomycota, Dothideomycetes, Pleosporales, Didymellaceae. Gene Ontology annotation, cellular component: mitochondrial intermembrane space. Gene Ontology annotation, biological process: protein import into mitochondrial intermembrane space. Gene Ontology annotation, molecular function: protein-disulfide reductase activity. The transcript is spliced from 3 exons. Bases 1 to 951 code for a protein of 316 amino acids.